This is a messenger RNA of Arabidopsis lyrata subsp. lyrata, 1177 nucleotides long. Its product is annotated as prohibitin-6, mitochondrial. Lineage: Eukaryota; Viridiplantae; Streptophyta; Magnoliopsida; Brassicales; Brassicaceae. The record is from RefSeq and is a predicted model, not a curated record. Gene Ontology annotation, biological process: mitochondrion organization. Gene Ontology annotation, cellular component: membrane; mitochondrion. Bases 127 to 987 code for a protein of 286 amino acids. The transcript is spliced from 6 exons.
UUCUCUCUUCUCCUCGCCAUUUCCAGAAUUUUCAGGUACUUCCUCUCACCAUUUUCCAUAUAGAUCGGAUUCUGAGUUUAAGCGAGUAAAGCUACAUAUUCUUCGGCUCCAGUGUUUGUGAAAACGAUGAAUUUUAAGAAUGUCAAAGUUCCCAAAGGUCCUGGUGGUGGUGUUAUAGCUGCGGUGGUUAUUGGUGGGCUCGGUCUUUACGGCGCUACACACUCUCUCUACAAUGUCGAUGGAGGUCAUCGAGCCAUCGUCUUUAACCGGCUUGUUGGUAUCAAAGACAAGGUUUACCCUGAGGGUACUCACCUUAUGAUUCCGUGGUUCGAAAGGCCAAUCAUCUAUGACGUUCGUGCAAAGCCUUAUCUAGUCGAAAGUACAUCUGGGAGCCGUGAUCUCCAGAUGGUUAAGAUUGGGCUUCGUGUUCUCACCCGUCCUAUGGCCAACCAACUACCAGAGGUAUAUCGAUCCCUUGGUGAGAAUUACCGCGAGAGAGUUUUGCCUUCUAUCAUCCACGAGACCUUGAAAGCUGUUGUUGCUCAGUACAAUGCGAGCCAGCUUAUUACUCAGAGAGAGUCGGUGAGUAGAGAAAUCAGGAAAAUUUUAACUGCACGAGCUGCAAACUUCCACAUUGCACUGGAUGAUGUGUCCAUCACAGGCUUGACAUUUGGAAAGGAGUUCACAGCAGCCAUAGAAGGAAAGCAGGUGGCAGCUCAAGAGGCCGAGCGGGCUAAGUUCAUUGUGGAGAAAGCUGAACAGGACAAGAGAAGUGCUGUUAUCCGCGCCGAGGGAGAAGCCAAGAGUGCUCAGCUCAUAGGUCAAGCAAUCGCAAACAACCAAGCGUUCUUAACGUUGAGGAAGAUCGAAGCAGCCAGAGAGAUCGCACAGACCAUCUCAAAGUCGGCAAAUAAGGUUUACUUGAGCUCUAACGAUCUAUUGCUUAACCUACAGGCUAUGGACCUUGAUGUGAAGCCCAAGAAGUAGAGGAUGAUAUGAUUAAACCACGCCAGAGCUCUCUCUCUUCCAUAAUCGUCUUUCCAAUUCACGGAUUCUUAGACUAAAAGCUGUGAAUUCAGACAGUAUGGAUUCUAUCUUGUGAAUUUCAGACACUAUCGUGCGUUUUGUAGUCUUUCUUUUGGGAGAUCAAGAAAAAAAAAUUAUGUUUUUACAAGUU